This is a messenger RNA of Pogoniulus pusillus (Red-fronted tinkerbird), 6265 nucleotides long. RefSeq names its product F-box and leucine rich repeat protein 4 (gene FBXL4). Gene Ontology annotation, cellular component: SCF ubiquitin ligase complex. Lineage: Eukaryota; Metazoa; Chordata; Aves; Piciformes; Lybiidae. Bases 420 to 2282 code for a protein of 620 amino acids. The transcript has 9 exons. The record is from RefSeq and is a predicted model, not a curated record. Gene Ontology annotation, molecular function: protein binding. Gene Ontology annotation, biological process: SCF-dependent proteasomal ubiquitin-dependent protein catabolic process.
GCGGUGCCCCGGAGGUGCGGGGGGCAGGAGGAGCAGAGGGAGCUGGGGAAGAGCCUGUGCAGGGUCGCGGUGCAGCCCUCCUGCGCCGGCCGCUCGGCCUGGCUGUGACCUGCCGCAUGGCUCCGUGUGUGUCACACCAGUUGCACCCACUUGCCCCGACACAACAUAAGCCGAGGAGGACCUUGCCGAGCAGCAUCGGGUGCUUCUGGGACUUCUGCUGCCAGAGCUCUUUGAAGACUGACUUUGUUGCUUGCCUUCAAGGAAGAUGGUGUGGUUAAUGAAUUCUGAGCAUCCUGCAGGAGCCUGCUGACCCUUCUAGCACUGGUGAAUGAUGCCGUGGACAACUUCAAAGGAGCACCACAGGCAGUUUGUGCGCCCUAGGGAGGCCUCCUGACCUCGUGUCUCUUCCCGAGCCACAGAUGCCCCCAGUGUUUCCCAUGUUGACAGCCCUGAGCAUGUUUUACUACAUGUGCCUUCGGCGCCGAGCCAGGACAGCGAGCAGGGGGGAGAUGAGCAGCCGCAGGGCCAUGGAGGCCAGCACCAGGGCGCUGCCCCUCAACGUGGAGAUCGUCCAGUACGCCAAGGAGGUGCUGGACUUCAGCUCGCACUACGGCAGUGAGAACAGCAUGUCCUACACCAUGUGGAACUUGGCAGGCAUCCCAAACGUCUACCCCAGCUCCGGGGACUUCACCCAGACCGCCGUGUUCCGCACCUACGGCACCUGGUGGGACCGCUGCCCCAGCGCGCGCCUGCCCUUCCAGCGGACGCCUGCCUCCUUCUGCAGCCAGGACUACGUGGAGCUGGCCUUUGAGGAGCCAGUGUAUCCCACUGCGGUGCACGUCCUGGAGACCUACCACCCUGGAGCCAUAGUGCGGAUCCUGGCCUGCUCUGCCAAUCCCUACUCACAGAACCCCCCAGCUGAAGUCAGAUGGGAGAUCCUUUGGUCAGAGGCACCCAGCAAGGUGAGCAGCCCUCAGGCUCGGCAGUUCACCCCUUGUAUCAAACAGAUCAACUUCCCCACCAACCUGAUCAGGCUGGAGGUGAACAGCUCUCUGCUGGACUACUACACUGAGCUGGACGCGGUCAUCCUGCACGGGGUGAAGGAGAGACCUGUGCUUUCACUGAAGGCUUCCCUGAUUGAUAUGAAUGACAUAGAUGAAGAUGAGGAUGAGGAGAAGUAUGACUGUGAGGUGGACACCCUCAGCAAGCAGUUCAGUAUCGUUACCCUCAGGGAAUGGCCAACGAAUGGGUACUUCGACAAGCUGCCUUACGAGCUGAUCCAGUUGAUUCUGAGUCACCUCUCAGUGCCAGACCUGUGUAGACUAGCACAAACCUGUAAGCUGCUGUAUCAGCACUGCUGUGAUCCUCUGCAAUACAUUCACCUCAGUUUGCAACCCUACUGGGCAAGGAUUAAUGACACAUCUCUGGAGCAUCUACAGUCUCGCUGCACUCUCCUCCAGUGGCUGAACUUGUCCUGGACUGGGAACAGGGGAGCCAUCUCUGUUUCUGGAUUUAGCAGGUUCUUGAAAGUCUGUGGCUCUGAGCUCGUACGGCUUGAGUUGUCCUGUGGCCAUUUCCUCAACGAAACCUGCCUGGAGGUGAUUACUGAGAUGUGCCCAAACCUGCAGGAGUUAAACCUGUCCUCGUGUGACAAAAUCCCACCGCAGGCUUUCAGCCACAUCGCCAAAGUGGGCAGCCUCAGGCGCCUCGUCCUGUACCGCACCAAGGUGGAGCAAACAGCUCUGCUCAGUAUCCUCAACUUCUGCUCCGAGCUGCAGCACCUCAGCCUGGGCAGCUGUGUCAUGAUUGAAGACUAUGAUCUUGUAGCAAGCAUGAUGGGAGCAAAGUGCAAAAAGCUCCGCAGCCUGGAUCUGUGGAGAUGCAAAAACAUUACUGAAAGUGGGAUAGCAGAGCUGGCUUCAGGCUGCCAGCUGCUGGAGGAGCUGGACCUUGGCUGGUGCCCCACGCUGCAGAGCAGCACAGGCUGCUUCACCAACCUUGCACGGAAGCUCCCCAACCUGCAGAAGCUCUUCCUGACAGCCAACAGGUCCGUGUGUGACACAGACAUCGAGGAGCUGGCUGCCAACUGCACCCACCUGCGCCAGCUGGACAUCCUGGGGACGCGCAUGGUGGGCCCUGCCUCGCUGAGGAAGCUGCUGGAGUCCUGCAAAGACCUUUCUCUGCUUGAUGUGUCCUUCUGCUCACAGAUUGAUAACAGAGUUGUCCUGGAGCUCAAUGCCAACUUCCCCAACGUCUUCAUCAAGAAGAGCUUCACCCAGUGACUCCCCACCUGCUGCUCUGGGAGUCCUUUGCCAGGGCUGUGGCUGUGAGCUUGUGCUGGCGGGCUUGGGGGUUUUGAAGAAGAAUGUCUUUAAAAGAAUCUUCUUGAGAGCAGGAGAUCAGUGCUCUCUGAAACGGUGGAGAGAGGAAUUCCUACACAGAUGAGUCAGUAGGUUGGGCACUUGGGAGUGCUGCUGUCGUGCCUUGCAGUUGCUCUGCCCUGUGCUCGCCGCUGGCAGUGCUGUUUGCAGGCAGCAGCCUGGUGUGUGGCUGCAGUGAGGAGAAGGGGAGGGACCUCCUGGCAGUGAGGGUGGGGAGACUGGAACAGGUUACCCAGGGAGGCUGUGGCUGCUCCCUCCCUGGAGGUGUUCAAGGCCAGGCUGGACGAGGCCUUGAGCUACCUGGGCUGGUGGGAGGUGUCCCUGCCCAUGGUGGGGGUCUGGAGCUGGAAAAAAAGCAGCGUGGGCAGCAGGUCAAAGGAGGACAUUCUGCCCCUCUGCUCUGCUCUGGUGAGACCUCACCUGGAGUGCUGUGUCCAGCUCCAGGGCCCCCAGACUGUUUCUCAUCUCUUUGGCAGUGAAUUGUUCCUGACCCAUUUUGCUCCCUUCCUGCACCUGAGGUAGCUGUGGUGAUGCUUUACAGGCCAGCCUAAGCCACACAGCAGAGCAAUGCAAGAACCUGAGCUGAGCAGGAACAAAAGAGACAAUUGCCAGCUGCUGCUUGGUCUUGGAGGAGAAGCUCGAGCCAGGUACUUGCAAGGACAAAGGGUACAAGCUGGAACCAGGAGGUUCCACCUCAGCAUGAGAAGAAGCUUCUUCAGUGUGAGGGUGCUGGAGCCCUGGAGCAGGCUGCCCAGAGAGGCUGUGGAAUCUCCUCCUCUGGGGGCUUUCAAGCCCCACCUGGGUGUGUUCCUGUGUGCCAGUGCUGUGGCAGGGGAGGUGGACUGGAUGAUGUCCAGAGGUCCCUUCCAACCCCUGCCACUCUGUGACACUUGGUGUCAGAACUGGUCAUGUGUAGACAACUCCAGGGCAAGUGUUUCCAAGGUCCUCUGGUGGCCAGGACUUGUUCUGCCCUCUGUCUUGUUACCAUCCAGAGUACUGAGGGACAGGAGUUAGGGGAGUGUGCCUGCUGUCCCCUGCACGGGCAUCAGGUCCACUGCCAGGUGCCAGCCCAACCCUCUGUACCCAGCAGGAGAGCAGUGGCAGUGCAGUGGCUUUGGAACAAGGGCAGUGUGAUCUGGGGGGCCUUAGGGAUGGGUUUGCAGGACUAUGUGCUCACAGAAGCAGUGGGGCUUGGACUUGGUGGUCUCAGAGGGCUGUUGCUGGACAAGUUGUGGAUGUUUCUUCUUUUGGCACUCCCUUGGGUGGAGGUUCUCUCUUCUUGCUUCCAGCUGGUGUCAAGGAGGUCUAAACUGGCAUUUUGUUCAUCCUGAAGGAUUUCUUCCCUUUCCUUUGUGUUGUGCUUUUAUGUGUGAAGUUGAGUUUUGCCAGGAGGUCUCUGUUGUCACUGGAAAGAUAAAUGGGAGCCUGUUUUUUAUUUGGACUGCUUCAAACUUAGCCACUGCUGAGACAAUGAAUUCAAAUCAUGGGGAAAGGUUUGCAUCUCUGGCUGCAGGCUCUGCCUUCAGCUGGGGAGCCAGAGGCACCUUUAGCUGUGGCUUUGUACAUCCAAGAAGUCUUCCAGCACAGAGAGAGCAGUGCAGGUGCAAUGUUUCCAGGAUGAAGGAAACAAAAUGCUUUUGGAUCUUCCUUAUACCUCACAAAGAAGUAAGGCUAGAUCCCUGCUCAGCUCUGCUGUUUGGUGCUUGUGUGUCUGUGCACUUCCACCCCUGUCUGUCUGCAGUCUGGGUGCAGAUCCAUGCACAGGUGAGGUCUCUGAUCUGUGCAUCAACACCUGGACAAAUCUCAGAGGUUCUUCAUCUGGGAAGUGGCUGGAAUAGCAAAAGGUGUUUCACAUCAGGCCUGCUGCCAGCUGUUGCUUUGCCUGCAGGCUGAGCCCCUCUCCAUCCAUGCAGCAGGAGCAAGCUGGACAGGAGGGUGUGGUGGACCCCUCUGUUGUUUUGCACAAGUGCCUUUGGUUUGUCUGCACAGGGAGAGGUGUCCCAGGGAGCUCAGAGGGAGUGCAGAGGCUGCUCACUGCUGGGGACUGUCUCCUAGGGAGGCAGCCACAGAGGAAACCUGGUUUCAGUUCCUCCCGACUGAACUGUGGCAGUUCCUCAGCUGGAGGAAUUUCACUGCUCUGGAGCCAGGUCUUCCUCUCCAGCACUGGAGAUCCCUCAGUCGUGUUCUCCACAGUCUGCUUGUAAGGAUGUUCCAUUCUUGUGCCCUGCCCUUUGGCCUUGUGCAGCACUGCAGGAGAUGUGCUUUGGCAGCAGCUGCCACAGCACUGCCUGCGCCAACAGCAGCAGAGGCUUGCUCUGAAGGGGCUGCUCUGCUGGCUGGGAGGAAUUGAUGUGGCAUGGAGGCAAAGAUCUCACUGGGCAACUGAUGUGCUGAUUUGAGCACUUAAAGCAAUUUCCCCAGCUCCUGAAGACUGCAGCUCCAGAGUGUUCCCACUUGUAUGCCUAAUCCUGAGCUGCCUGCCCAGGUAGCUCUGUGGAGGUGAGUGAGGCUUCAGUUGGCUGUGGACAUGGUGAAGUCCAGCAGGACUCGUGUGGAAGAGCAGCUUUCCUAGGAGUUGGACUUGUGAUCCCUGGGGACUUAGAGGUCUAAAUUUCAGGCAAAAAAAAGUAAAAAAGAAGACUUCUGUGUUUGCUGCCUGGUUCUUGGAGCUCUUGUGCCAGCUGUUCCAGACAGAAGCUGUCCAGUGGUCAUGGUCAGCAGUGAGCAGAGAGCAGCUCCCUGCAAUUCAGACACCUACGGUAAAGGAGGAACCUGAGCACCUCUGCAGAGCUGUGAAUCUCCUGAGGUAGAUAUUGAAGGCAGGUGGAAUGAGUCAUGUUCUGGAGAACCUCUCUGGAGACGGCAGAAGCUGUGACUGGGCUCAGGUUGGACACCUGGCCCUAGAAUACCCAGCUGAGAGGAAUUCCAUCCAGUGCUGAGCUGGGAACAGCAAAACGGCAGCCUGGACCCACAUCCAUCCUCAGGCUCAAACCUCUCCCAGCUCCAUCCAGAAAGAAGUAGAUUAAAAACCUAAGUCAGUGGUUUAGGUGUCAGGAGCUACUUGUGCCCCUCAGACCCUGCAGAAGCAGUCCCCUUUGCCUGCUCUGACCUCUCCUGACCUGAGUGGCUCUGUGUGUGGCUCUGAACACAUGGAAUUAAGGGGCCAGGGGAAUUAAUGGGCUGCAGCUAUUUUGAUACCUUUCAUCUGGCUCUAAGACUGCCAGGUGUAGCUGCUCUGCUGCCAGCAGCAGUGGUGUCCACUGUGCACUGCUCCCUCCUGGCUCCUGCUGUCUGUUGCAUCUCCUGGGCUGUGUUUCCCAGGUCUCCAGAUGUUCCCAGCCUAGAUGAACAUGUAGCACUGUGUCGUGUGGGGCAGGGGCACCCUGCCUGGGUUUGCAUGUUCCUCGUUCCUCCUGUGGCCUGGGCACUCAGCAGGCUGGCAGCUGUGUCUGAGACAGUUCUCCUGCACUGAGGUUUCUGUGGCAUGAGGGUUCUGGCUGGGCACAGAACCCUAAGAAAGGGUUCUUUGGGGAACGUUAGCAGGCAUGGGACAGGUUGUUUGAGCUGCCCUCAGUCUUGCACACUACAGACCCUACAGCCCCUGCUGAGCUCCAGAGAAGGGCCUCAGCAAGAGGUGGCCCUGCUGGAGGUCUUGGUGCCAGCAGACAGUGCUGGGGGCUCCUUUCCAGCUGCUGGGCGCAGUACUGCUCAGUGAUGUGAGUGUCUCUGCUUUCUCCCUGCCCUCCUCUGACUGAAGAGCUGUGCCUGGCCCAGGCGGGACAGAGCUGGCCUGGGAGGGAUCCUUUGUGGGGAGUGAAGUUCUUCUGCAUGUUUUGACCCCCUUUCCUAAAGAACAAAUUAAACCCCCUCUCAGCUGUUUGGAA